Otolemur garnettii (small-eared galago) is the source of this 4364-nucleotide messenger RNA. It is a transcript of the gene SCUBE2, whose product is annotated as signal peptide, CUB domain and EGF like domain containing 2. Lineage: Eukaryota; Metazoa; Chordata; Mammalia; Primates; Galagidae. Bases 213 to 2861 code for a protein of 882 amino acids. Gene Ontology annotation, biological process: signal transduction. Gene Ontology annotation, molecular function: calcium ion binding. The transcript is spliced from 21 exons. The record is from RefSeq and is a predicted model, not a curated record. Gene Ontology annotation, cellular component: cell surface.
AUGAGUGUGCCCAAGGGCUAGAUGACUGCCAUGCUGAUGCCCUGUGUCAGAACACACCCACCUCUUAUAAGUGCUCCUGCAAGCCUGGCUACAAAGGGGAGGGCAGGCAGUGUGAGGACAUUGAUGAAUGUGAAAACGAACUCAAUGGAGGCUGUGUCCAUGACUGUUUGAAUAUUCCAGGCAAUUAUCGUUGCACUUGUUUUGAUGGGUUCAUGUUGGCUCAAGAUGGUCAUAACUGUCUUGAUGUGGAUGAGUGCCUGGAGAACAAUGGUGGCUGCCAGCAUAUCUGUGUCAAUGCCAUGGGGAGCUACGAGUGUCGCUGCAAGGAGGGCUUUUUCCUGAGUGACAAUCAGCACACGUGCAUUCACCGCUUAGAAGAGGGCCUGAGCUGCAUGAAUAAGGAUCAUGGCUGUAGUCACAUCUGUAAGGAGGCCCCAAGAGGCAGCGUCGCCUGUGAGUGCAGGCCUGGUUUUGAGCUGGCCAAGAACCAGAGAGACUGCAUCUUGACCUGUAACCAUGGAAAUGGAGGGUGCCAGCACUCCUGUGAAGAUACAGCUGAUGGCCCUGAGUGUAGCUGCCAUCCACACUACAGGAUGCAUGCAGAUGGGAGGAGCUGCCUUGAGCGAGAGGACACUGCCCUGGAGGUGACAGAGACCAAUGCCACGUCAGUGGCAGAUGGGGAUAAGCGGGUGAAGCGACGGCUGCUCAUGGAAACAUGUGCUGUCAACAAUGGAGGCUGUGAUCGCACCUGUAAGGAUACUUCAACAGGGGUUCACUGCAGUUGUCCCAUCGGGUUCACUCUCCAGUUGGAUGGGAAGACGUGUAAAGAUAUUGAUGAGUGCCAGACCCGCAAUGGAGGUUGCGAUCAUUUCUGCAAAAACACCGUGGGCAGUUUUGACUGCAGCUGCAAAAAAGGAUUUAAAUUAUUAACAGAUGAGAAGUCUUGCCAAGAUGUGGAUGAGUGCUCUUUGGAUAGGACCUGUGACCACAGCUGCAUCAACCACCCUGGCACUUUUGCUUGUGCUUGCAACCAAGGGUAUACCCUGUACGGCUUCACCCACUGUGGAGACACCAACGAGUGCAGUGUCAACAACGGAGGCUGUCAGCAAAUCUGUGUGAACAUGGUGGGCAGCUAUGAAUGCCAAUGCCACCCCGGGUACAAGCUCCACUGGAAUAAAAAAGACUGUGUGGAAGUGAAGGGGCUCCUGCCCACUAGUGUGUCACCCCACGUAUCCCUGCACUGCAGUAAGAGUGGUGGAGGAGACAGGUGCUUCCUAAGAUGUCACUCUGGCAUUCACCUCUCUUCAGAUGUCACCACCGUCAGGACAAGUGUAACCUUUAAGCUAAAUGAAGGAAAGUGUAGUUUGAAAAAGGCUGAGCUGUUUCCCGAGGGUCUGCGACCAGCACUACCAGAGAAGCACAGUUCAGUAAAAGAGAGCUUCCGCUACGCAAACCUUACAUGCAGCCCCGGCAAGCAAGUCCCAGGAGCCCCUGGCCGACCAAGCGCCCCUAAGGAAAUGUUUGUCACUGUUGAGUUUGAGCUUGAAACUAACCAAAAGGAGGUAACAGCUUCUUGUGACCUAAGCUGCAUUGUAAAACGGACAGAGAAGCGGCUCCGGAAAGCCAUCCGCACACUCCGGAAGGCUGCCCACAGGGAGCAGUUUCACCUCCAGCUGUCAGGCGUGGACCUUGACGUGGCUAAAAAGCCUCCCAGAACAUCUGAACGGCAGCCAGAGCCCUGUGGAGCAGGCCAGGGUCACAUAGAAAACCAGUGCGUCAGUUGCAGGGCUGGGACAUAUUAUGAUGGAGCACAAGAACGCUGCAUUUUUUGUCCAAAUGGAACCUUCCAAAACGAGGAAGGACAAAUCACUUGUCAACCAUGCCCAAGAUCAGAAAGUCCUGGGGCCCCGAAGACCCCAGAAGUUUGGAAUGUGUCUGACUGUGGAGGUCUGUGUCAACCAGGUGAAUAUUCAGCAGAUGGCUUUGCACCUUGCCAGCUCUGUGCCCUGGGCACAUUCCAGCCCGAAGCUGGCCGAACGUCCUGUUUCCCCUGUGGAGGAGGUCUACCCACCAGACAUCAGGGAGCUACAUCCUUCCAGGACUGUGAAACCAGAGUUCAGUGUUCACCUGGACAUUUCUACAACACCACCACUCACCGAUGCAUUCGUUGCCCAGCGGGGACAUACCAGCCAGAAUUUGGAAAAAAUAAUUGUGUUUCCUGCCCAGGAAAUACUACAACUGACUUUGAUGGCUCCACCAACAUAACCCAGUGUAAAAACAGAAGAUGUGGAGGGGAGCUGGGAGAUUUCACUGGAUACAUCGAAUCCCCAAACUACCCAGGCAAUUACCCAGCCAACACCGAGUGUACAUGGACCAUCAACCCACCCCCUAAGCGCCGCAUCUUGAUUGUGGUCCCUGAGAUCUUCCUCCCCAUAGAGGACGACUGUGGAGACUACCUGGUGAUGCGGAAAACCUCUUCGUCCAAUUCUGUGACAACGUAUGAGACCUGCCAGACCUAUGAACGCCCCAUCGCCUUCACCUCCAGGUCAAAGAAGCUGUGGAUUCAGUUUAAAUCCAAUGAAGGGAAUAGUGCCAGAGGGUUCCAGGUCCCAUAUGUGACCUACGAUGAGGACUACCAGGAACUCAUUGAAGACAUAGUUCGAGAUGGCAGGCUCUAUGCAUCUGAGAACCAUCAGGAAAUACUUAAGGAUAAGAAACUGAUCAAGGCCCUGUUUGAUGUCCUGGCCCACCCCCAGAACUAUUUCAAGUACACAGCCCAGGAGUCCCGAGAGAUGUUUCCAAGAUCUUUCAUCCGAUUGCUACGUUCCAAAGUGUCCAGGUUUUUGAGGCCUUACAAAUGACUCUGCUCACAUGCCACUCAGUACAAAUGCUCUGCUGUGGGCCCCGUGGGGCGGAGCUAUCCUCCUCCUGCAUGUCAGCACACGGUCGGAUGUUGCUGCCUCCAGUAUCAGUGACUCACUAGAGUUCAGUUUUUAUGGAUAAUACAGAUAUUUUGGUAAAUUGAACUUGUUCUUUCUUUCCCAGCAUUGUGGAUGCGAACUGAGAAUGGCUUUGAGUGGCACCGCUUCUCAUGGCUGUGGUAGAUGUCUUGGAUCUAGCAAAGGCUGGCUGAGCUGGACUUUAGUCAGCCUCGGUGAGACUCAUCUGACCUUCUGGUGUCUCCUCGAGGAGUCUGUGGUGGAAAGGAGGCCCAGAAGGGGCUGCUUAGUCUGAAACUUCAUCUUCCUCCAUUCUGGCCCUCCCUAAAGGAGCCCUCUGCACCCAUGUGCAGGCUCUGACCAGGUGGAACAGGCAAGGGAGGAGGGGAAGGGAGAGCCCUGCAGGUGCCUCCACUCACCCAAGACCUGGGAGGACUCUUUUUCUCCACAGACUUUGCCAGCCCGUGUGAUGUAAGUGUGAUCUUAGGGGCUUGAGUUCUAAGCAGUGAUCAUUUAAAAAUACUUAAAGCAUAAAGAAUUAGAAAUAAAAAGAUAAAAACUAAGCACUUCUGGAGACAUAAUCAUGUACAUUUAUUGCCAGCUUCUACCCUGCAGCAAAUGCACAGUGCCUUUUCAGCACCUUCAACGGUGCUCUUGGACACUCUGCUGGACACUGCCUUAGGCCUUCGAGGAUUCCAGGCAAACUGAUUUCCUGGGUGGAUGAGAAUCAUCUAUUGUCAUGAAAGGAGCUUUCACCACUGAGUCAGCACCACCAAGGGUUCUGCUUCCACCCGUGGGCUUCCCACUGCAAAGGGGCUGAGGGCCAGGUGGGCUCUGUGAGCCCCAGUUUGCCAUGUUUUCCUUCCUUUCCCACUCUGCUCCAAGGACGUGAUUAGCACGCCUACGGGUGUUGUUCUAAUGGUGACACCGCUCUCAGAAGCAGCUGCACAAACCCCAGCCUCUGAGUGCACACAAUCCUCUCACUUUGGGUCAGCUCGGCAGGGCCUCAUGAUCAUUUUCUUGAAGUUUGACUUUCAAUAUUAUUGAACUUUUAAACAUUUAAAUCUCCAAGCAAAAUCUCAUGACAUGAAUAAAAAAGAAUUCUAUCAAACAAGCUGCCACUUCCCUAAUGAAUGAAUAUACAACCAUCAUGUUUGAUUAUUCCAAUAACAAGUCUUUAUACCAAAGUCCUAAAAAUGUUUAACAAGUAUAAAAAAAAAAUACCACAAACCUAUUUCAUUACUGUCGAGCUGGAUUUUCACCUCAGUGUUAUUGUUUGUUUCUUUUUUAACCUAUUAAUAACAUAGAUAUUUUUAAAGCUCUAACCAAAAAUGUCUUCUUUAUUUGGAUGGGUCUUAAUACCCAUUUUUAGAUUUCUCUUCAAAAGUUUGAACACCUUCAUUUUUUAAAACUUUAUUAAAACAA